Messenger RNA from Lampris incognitus (smalleye Pacific opah), 1134 nucleotides. It is a transcript of the gene fam113, whose product is annotated as family with sequence similarity 113. Lineage: Eukaryota; Metazoa; Chordata; Actinopteri; Lampriformes; Lampridae. The coding region runs from base 1 to 1134 and encodes 377 amino acids. The transcript has 7 exons. The record is from RefSeq and is a predicted model, not a curated record.
AUGAAAUACGCCACUCGUGAGGUGGCGACCAAACUGCUCCAUAACAAGUUUGUGGCGGUCCUGGGAGACUCGAUUCAGCGGAGUGUGUACAAGGACAUUGUUCUGUUGCUACAGAAAGAGAGCUACUUAACCAGAAGUCAGCUCAAGGCAAAGGGUGAGAUGACUUUUGAGCAGGACUGUCUGGUCGAAGGCGGUUGUCUGGGCCAGAUGAGCAAUGGCAUCCAGUACCAGGAGGUGCGGCAAUUCCGGUCCAACCACCACUUGGUCCGCUUCUACUUCCUAACAAAAAUCUAUUCAGAGUACAUGCAGAGCAUCCUGGAUGACUUCCGCCAUGGACUCAAACCAGAUGUGGUCAUCGUCAACUCCUGUGUCUGGGAUAUCUCUAGGUAUGACUCCAACUGGUUGAAGUGCUACAGGCAGAAUCUGCAUAAGUUCUUUGAGGAGCUGGGUGAGAUCCUCCCUCGGGAAACCCUGGUCAUAUGGAACCUCGCGAUGCCCCUGGGCAAAAAGAUUAUUGGUGGCUUUCUGGUACCUGAGAUCGAAUACAAGGCUUCACAGCUUCGUUACGACGUGGUUGAGGCAAACUUCUUCAGUGGCACCCUGGCUGACGCCUAUGGGAUGGAUGUAGUGGACCUCCAUUUCCAUUUUCGUUUAUCUCUGCAGCACCGCGUCAAGGACGGAGUCCACUGGAACGCCGUGGCCCACCGCACCAUUACCUCACUGCUGCUGCAACACAUUGCAGAGGCCUGGGGGGUCAUCUUACCGUGUCAGCCAAGUGCUGUUGAGUUUCAUUCAUCACAGAGGAACUAUAGCCGCUAUGUGGCAUUCCAUGAAAACUCCAUUCCCAUGAGACCCCUGUACACCAACCGCGACUGCUCCAUGGAGCCAAAUGGGCAGUGGCAGCAUCGACAAUGGAGGGCCCGCGCAGUUCGCCGACCCUCCUACCCGCAAUGGGAGUUCCCCGCAGUUCGCCAACCCUCCUACCCACCACAGACAUUCGGGGAGAUGCCAGGCGGACGCCCUUGUGUCACCCCUUCUCCGGCCCCUGCUUGGGGACAGCGCCACCAGUACAUAAAGAGGAGUUACCACCACAGGAGUCACUACGUCCCCUACAGUUACCGAAGACCAACAUAA